CUCUCCGCUCACUCACAUUCACACCUUUCCUUCCGCAGCAGACUGGAGUCGAACCCGUCGCCAGAUUCUAUGUGAAUAUUUGGUUGUGAUUUAAUGGCGGACCCCUGUGCCCCCCCAGCACUAUGGACUGUCCUGACCUGCAGCUCGGCAUUAUGGGUCUGAAACCGAGAGUUGAGUUGAGUUUCUGGAAGGGAUUAAAAGUCUGAAACUCCGAAGGAUUCUCGAACUGCUUAUUUUAGAUUCCUGUUGUUCAGUGUUGAUUCAGUUGAGUGUUCCCGUUGAACCGACAGGUAAAAAUGCCCUUCAUGCCGGUGAAGUUCAACCUGCCGAAGCGGGUGAAGCUGGCUCAGGGUCUGUGGAUGAUCUACUGGCUCUCGGUCAUCGUAGGGAUCCUCAUCUUCAGCCUCGGCAUCUUUUUUAAGAUUGAGCUGCGGAAGAGAAGCGAGAUGAUGGACAACAACGAGAGCCAUUUAGUGCCCAACCUGCUGAUCCUGGUGGGCUUGUUGGCCUGUGGGGUCAACGCCUUCGGAGGGAAGGUGUGCCACGACUCUCUGGACCCGAUCAAGUUCGCCAAGUGGAAGCCGAUGCUGAAGCCAUACCUGCUGCUGUGCUGUGGCUUCAAUGCGCUGCUGCUGCUGACGGCGAUGCUCUGCUUCCUCAUGCAGUUUGCCGUGUACCUGACGCUGGCCGAGGGCCUGAAGAACAGCAUCAAGUUCUACAAAGACACGGACACACCGGGACGCUGCUUCAUGAAGAGGACACUGGACAUGACGCAGAUCGAGUUCCGCUGCUGUGGCAACAACAACUUCAGGGACUGGUUUGAGGUGCAGUGGAUCAGCAACCGCUACCUGGACAUGAGCAACGACGCAGUCAAAGAUCGGGUCCUCAGUAAUGUGGAGGGAAAGUACCUGAUGGACAGCGUCCCAUUCAGUUGCUGUAACCCUGGGUCCCCUCGGCCCUGCAUCCAGCAUCACCUGACCAAUAACACCGCCCACUAUGACUACGACCACCGCAUUGAGGAGCUCAACAUCUGGACCCGGGGAUGCCGCGAGGCCCUCUUCUCCUACUUCAGCGGCAUGAUGAACAGCAUCGGAGUGCUUGUCAUCGCCACCAUAAUCCUGGAGUCGGUGGACAUGGCGGGUUUGAAGUACCUGAGCACGGCUCUGGAGACAAUGGAGGACCCAGAGAAUCCAGAGUGUGAGAGUGAAGGAUGGCUGCUAGAGAAAGGCGUGAAGGAGACGUUCAGCGAGCUGUUCGCCAAGCUGAAGACGCUGGGGAAGACCAACCAGGUUGAGGAGGGUGCGGACGCACAGGAGGCCGCCACCUGAGAGCCCCGCCCACCACAAAGGACUGGGGUGUCCCCCCUCUCAACCCCCCAUCUCCACCUGCCUCUCCCCCAAACACAGGGAACGAGAGAGGAGAGGUCUUCUUCUUCUGUACAUAAGCCAUCCACACACACACACACACAGACACACACACACUCACACACACAGACACACACUCACACUCACACACACACACACACACACACACACUCACACACACACACAGACACACACACACACACUCACACACUCACACACACACACACACACACACACACUCAAAGUGAACAAGUCAUUAAAGUUACUGUGAAUGUCGAUAUUAUUUUCCAUUCUGUAAAUAUGUUGAACAGAGUUUAUUUUUAAUCAGGAGGAACAGAAACCUGCUGCUGUAAAUAAAACAUCUGGAUUUAAAUUGUAUACAAAUAAUAACCCCCCCCAGUGAGCCCGACCGAUACAUCAGCACUGAUAUCAAACAUGUUGCAGUUCCACAGUUUGUCUAGCAGAGGGCAGAAACAAUCUAUUUUUUAUUUGUUUAUUAUUUAUUUGAAAAACAAACAUCAGCUGUUUUAUGUCCACAUUUUGGUGUUUGUGUCCCAGACAUUGAGUAUCGGUCGAACUCUGGUCUUUACCGUCGCUGGCUGACCUCUGACAAGGAAACAGACGGCUAAAACAUCCAAAAUUAAAACAAGGUGUGUUCAGUGCUGAGUACCACUCCUGACCACCAGGAGGUCAAUACAUGAAGGUCUAUACAGGUAAAUACAGGUAAAUACAGCUUAAUAUGCAUUGGGGAAGAUUCACAUGGUUUCUUGAAUUUUAUUUGGAUAUCGUCUCGCAGUCAUCUUUUUCACUGGCUUUUGGGGGGGGGUUUCCAGCAGACAGAAUUAAAUUCUUUACUUUCACAUGUUGUGCUUUUGCAGGUUUGUUGAUAAACUGCUCACAUUCAUCAGCCAAAGGAAUGAUAGCUAGCAUUAAUGCUAACAUCUGUAACCUCAAGCACAGGAUUGGUAGAGCAUGCUGAGCCUGGCAGACCUGGUUCAGGGUGUCACGUCUUGGCCGUCUGGUUCCUGUCUAAGACUCUGGUUGGUAAUGAAACAGGAAAGUUUUUUUACACUAGCAGCCAAACCAACACACACACUUUGAUGAGCAAUUUAAUCUUCAUCAAAUAUGAAUAUUUAGUGUUGACUCAGUGUAACAGACAGGAAGCUGCAUCAGAGCGUGUGUGUGGAUCUGGUCUGUGUUCAGUCUUACAGAAGUAAAGUCAGAUCGGAUGUAUAGUGAUUUAAGUGAUUUAAGAGAAAUUCAGUUUUAAGUUACAGCUUGUAAUAUUUGUAUGUUUCUGUUUUCUUUCUUUGUAAUAUGGAGAGUUGUGAUGUUUAUUGUGGGUUGGUUGGAGCUUGUAGUCGCUCUGCUGUGUUCGAUAAAACCUAUAAAGAGAUUGUGACUGACA
This is a messenger RNA of Dicentrarchus labrax (European seabass), 2772 nucleotides long. RefSeq names its product peripherin 2b (retinal degeneration, slow) (gene prph2b). The transcript has 3 exons. Gene Ontology annotation, biological process: visual perception. Gene Ontology annotation, cellular component: membrane. The record is from RefSeq and is a predicted model, not a curated record. Lineage: Eukaryota; Metazoa; Chordata; Actinopteri; Moronidae. Bases 297 to 1328 code for a protein of 343 amino acids.